ACGCAUUUCACACCCCGAAUCUGUAAGCAAUCCCCCCACGAUUAGAAUAAUGCUUAUCAGCAUUGCUGGAUAAGAUGUCGAUCUUUCUGUUUAAUGGCCUUGUCUCCACUUACAUAGCUCAUGAAUAUGCCAAAUGACUCACCUUAAUCAAUCUUUUAGUAGCCUGCCAACUCUCUCGUCCCUCUUUCUCUUAGUUGAUGCCGAAGGACGAUGAGUCCAAAGGGAGUUUCUUGUUUCUGAUCGUGACGGGUCUUGGGAUCUUGAUUGGAUAUAAAAAGUUGACGUCUUUGGGUUCAACUUCAGCUCAAGCCGCUGAGGUCUCAAAAGGGUUGUCGUUUAUGGAGCUGAAACUGUUUGAUUCGUGGCCUGCUGCAUUAGCCCACAAGGGAAGAUUAUACUCGACCUCGGUCAGGAGUUGUAGGGAUACUGUGAGUGUCAGGGUCUCUCGCCUGUUUUGUUCUUGCAGAGAUUCUUCGGUUAGAGCUGCUUUAUCAAGUGCAUCAAACAAUGCUCAUACUUCUUCAAAUGGGGCAUUGAGUUCAUCUGGCCAAGGGGUGACAGAAUCUUGUUUGUAUCAUACUAGCGGGACGAAUGGCAUAAACUCAAAUGCUUGUUCAAGAGAUCUGAGAGUGUUUGAUGGCUACGACGAUGAAUAUGGAGGAUUUGUGGUUGAUCCGGACAAACUGCCUGCCAAUCAAAGUGCCUUUGCUUUGAUGCUUCGGUCCUCUCUUUCACAUUGGAAAAUGAAGGGAAAGAAGGGAAUAUGGCUCAAGUUGCCUCUGCAGUUGUCCGAGCUUGUUCCAGUUGCUGUGAAGGAAGGAUUCAGAUAUCACCAUGCAGAAAUAAAUUUUGUGAUGUUGACAUAUUGGUUACCGGAAGGACCAUGCAUGCUUCCUGGUAACGCUUCUCAUCAAGUUGGUGUUGGAGGCCUCGUCAUCAAUGACAAGGGCGAGGUUCUGGUAGUGCAAGAGAGAUACUGUUCUCCAGCAUGUGUUGGUCUCUGGAAAUUACCAACUGGAUUCAUUGCUGAGUCAGAGGAGAUAUUUGAAGGAGUCGUUAGAGAAGUCAAGGAAGAAACCGGUAUAGAUGCUGAGUUUAUAGAAAUAAUCGGGUUCAGGCAUGCGCACAAUGUAGCUUUCAACAAGUCGGAUUUGUUCUUCAUUUGCAUGUUAAGACCCCUUUCGACUCAAAUAAUGAUCGAUGAUGUCGAAAUUCAAGCAGCCAAGUGGAUGCCCGUGGUCGAAUUUGUCGAGCACCAACUCAUCCAAGGCGAUAAAAUGUUCAAGAAAGUAAUCGAUAUCUGCAUUGCUCGGCUGAGGAAACAGUAUUGUGGAUUGUCUGCUCAUCAAUCAACCUCCAAGUUUGACAGCAAAGAAUCGACCCUCUACUACCAUGUAAUUGACUCCCAAGAUGAUUGUGAAGCCUGCUCAGGCUAGCAGGUCCACCUCUAGGAAGCAGCCGAUGUACCUUGCUCGUUGAUGAUUUUCUGAACAUGUAGCAUUUCUAGCUAUCGAUGUCUUGAAGUAUGAAAUAGUUGCUUUCCCGUUCGAGAUGUUCCAGUUUCCUAAAACACUGGAGCUGAUAAGUCUCAGAGGGAUGUAAUUAACAAGGUAUCCAUGUGAUGUGACUCUUUCUUCU
Messenger RNA from Rhodamnia argentea, 1638 nucleotides. RefSeq names its product nudix hydrolase 8-like. Gene Ontology annotation, molecular function: ADP-ribose diphosphatase activity; NADH pyrophosphatase activity; NAD binding. Lineage: Eukaryota; Viridiplantae; Streptophyta; Magnoliopsida; Myrtales; Myrtaceae. The record is from RefSeq and is a predicted model, not a curated record. Bases 198 to 1436 code for a protein of 412 amino acids. The transcript has 9 exons.